Molecule: messenger RNA, 4044 nt
Organism: Notolabrus celidotus (New Zealand spotty)
Lineage: Eukaryota; Metazoa; Chordata; Actinopteri; Labriformes; Labridae
Product: tyrosine-protein kinase Fyn
Exons: 15
Coding region: 321-2090 (589 amino acids)
Biological process (GO): innate immune response; T cell receptor signaling pathway; protein phosphorylation
Cellular component (GO): extrinsic component of cytoplasmic side of plasma membrane
Molecular function (GO): ATP binding; non-membrane spanning protein tyrosine kinase activity; signaling receptor binding
Source: RefSeq, a predicted model, not a curated record
UCAUGCAAUAAACUAGAGCAGGUUUACCCCCGUCAGAUAAAACCAAACUGAAGGUCUACUAGAAAAAAGCCCGUGAAGGCACCCUCGCUUCAUUGUGGCCCUGCAGAGCUGGUAACGCCAUCAUCACACGCAGCACGGAGACAUCGGGGCCAGCACGGCAACGCUUCUGUCCCAGCCUCUCUGCCACAUUACUCCAGGAGAUGGACUGCAGACCUGCGGAUCAGUAGACGGGUCUGAACCGGGCCUUUGUUUUGGUGGCGCACAAAGCAAUGUGGAGGAAAUAAAAAUCCUGAGACGCUGAAAACAAGAGAUUAUAGAUAAUGGGCUGUGUGCAAUGCAAGGAUAAGGAAGCAACCAAACUCACAGACGACAGAGACACCAGCAUCUCCCAGGGAGCCGGGUACCGUUAUGGGGCUGACCCCACGCCCCAGCACUACCCCAACUUCGGGGUCACCGCCAUCCCCAACUACAACAACUUCCACACCCCCGUCGGACAGGGGAUGACCGUCUUUGGCGGGGUCAGCACCUCCUCUCACACUGGGACCCUGAGGACUCGUGGUGGGACGGGAGUCACCCUCUUUGUGGCACUUUAUGACUACGAGGCACGGACAGAAGACGACCUCAGCUUCAGGAAAGGAGAAAGGUUCCAGAUUAUCAACAGCACGGAAGGGGACUGGUGGGACGCUCGAUCACUCACCACCGGUGGCAGUGGCUACAUUCCCAGUAAUUACGUGGCUCCAGUGGACUCCAUCCAGGCUGAGGACUGGUACUUUGGUAAACUGGGCCGGAAGGAUGCUGAGAGGCAGCUGCUGUCCACUGGCAACCCUCGGGGGACCUAUCUGAUCCGGGAGAGUGAAACCACAAAGGGUGCCUUCUCCUUGUCCAUACGGGACUGGGACGACGUGAAGAGCGAUCAUGUCAAGCAUUAUAAGAUCCGCAAGCUGGACAGCGGCGGCUACUACAUCACCACAAGGGCUCAGUUUGACACACUGCAGCAGCUGGUUCAGCAUUACUCAGACCGAGCCGCCGGUCUCUGCUGUCGCUUGGUGGUUCCCUGCCACAAAGGGAUGCCCCGCCUUGCGGACCUGUCUGUCAAAACCAAAGACGUGUGGGAGAUCCCGCGGGAGUCUCUGCAGCUCAUCAAGCGCCUUGGAAACGGGCAGUUUGGGGAGGUUUGGAUGGAGAGUGCGGAUGGUUUGUGCUUUAAUUUAACGGGCGUGUGUGUGAACUACAUCCCUGACACUGUGGGCUUGAGUCAUGAUGCCUGGGAGAUCCGCAGAGACGCUCUUGAUUUGGAAGUAAAGCUGGGGACGGGAUGUUUUGCUGAUGUGUUUUACGGAACGUGGAAUGGUACCACGAAGGUGGCGGUAAAGACUCUGAAGCCUGGCACCAUGUCCCCCGAGUCCUUCCUGGAGGAGGCUCAGAUCAUGAAGAAGCUCCGCCAUGACAAGUUGGUGCAGCUGUACGCCGUGGUGUCUGAGGAGCCGAUCUACAUCGUCACAGAGUACAUGGGCAAAGGAAGCCUUCUGGACUUCUUAAAGGAUGGAGAGGGACGAGCGUUGAAGCUGCCGAACCUGGUGGACAUGGCAGCACAGGUGGCAGCAGGGAUGGCCUACAUCGAGAGGAUGAACUACAUCCACAGAGACCUGCGCUCCGCCAACAUCCUGGUGGGAGACAACCUCGUGUGCAAGAUCGCUGACUUUGGCCUAGCUAGGCUCAUCGAAGACAAUGAGUACACGGCUCGGCAAGGUGCAAAGUUCCCCAUUAAGUGGACGGCCCCGGAGGCUGCCCUGUACGGGAAGUUCACCAUCAAGUCAGACGUGUGGUCGUUUGGCAUCUUGCUGACGGAGCUGGUCACCAAGGGUCGGGUGCCUUACCCAGGCAUGAACAACCGGGAGGUGCUGGAGCAGGUGGAGCGAGGCUACAGGAUGCCGUGCCCUCAGGACUGCCCCAUCUCUCUGCACGAGCUCAUGCUGCAGUGCUGGAAGAAGGACGCAGAGGAGCGGCCCACCUUUGAGUACCUGCAGGCUUUCUUAGAGGACUACUUCACAGCCACCGAGCCUCAGUACCAGCCCGGGGACAACCUCUAAACCCCCCAACUCCACCCGCCAACUCCACCCUGCUCUGUGUAGGCCUGCAGGCUGGGGCAGGACUGGCUGAAUCAGAGCUGUUACACAAACUCUCCAGCCUUCCCAGCCUGGACUGUAUUUUAAGGAUCUGUACAGCUUCCUGAGCUCCACCACCGACCCCCUCAAACACAGCCCUCAGCCUCUGACACGCCCCCCGGUGUCUGAACUCUGCAAACGCAACGAUGAAUGAAGUGGAGGAGGUGGGAUGGAGGAUUGGACGGGGGAGACUGGGGUUGUGAUGAUGCAAUGCAAUCCCUGUAUUCAAUGUAAAUAAGAAAUGUUUGCUUUAGUUUGUUGCCUCCGUUUCAGAUUUUAUUUUCUCUUGCACAAAAUAAUAAUGAUGAUGAUGAUGAUGAUGAUGAUGAUGAUGAGAAAUGAAGAAGGUAGAGAACCACCAGGCACAGUCUGUAGCUCCUGUAUUCUUGCACACAGACUCAUUGAAAAGUUAUUUUUUAUCAACAGAACCUCCUGCACAUGUUUCUGUUGUUGUUGACAUCCCAGCCGGAGUAAAUGAGACUCACACAGCGGCCAUUUUCCUCUGAGCUCCUGCUCGGGACAGAAACUAGAGUAGAGUGUCAUUCUGUCGUGUUCCAGGAUGCUGCACACUCCCAAGACGUUACACCUUCUCUGCUCUCUGAUUGAUCAUCAACUUAAAGAGAAAAAGGAAAAAUGGAGCCUCCUCCAUGGUAACUAAUAUAAAUUAGUGCUAGGUUCACUUCACACAGGAAAAAGCAUGCAUGUAGGUUUAGGACCUAUACUCUAGCCAGUCUGUAGAGGGAGCUCUCGCUGUGGGAGCUCUAACUGUGGGAGCUCUCACUGUGGGAGCUGUCACUGUUUUAGCUUCACCAUUGAGCAGCAUUAACGUUUGAAUCCAGUCUGAACGAAGCCUCACAGAGCAGGAGAAUGUUUAUGUGUGUUGUUCGCCCCAUGAAACACAACCACACGUCCUGCAGGGUCGGGCUUGGGUCCACUCUGAUGUUUAGAUCAGUUGCUGAUAAAUCAGAAAGCAUUGAAAUGAGGAGGAUUUGAAAGGUGACACUGUUUUGCAUAAUGUAGAACAUGGAAAACAGCACUGGGUCAUUUACAUGUCAGUGAUACUGUGGAAAAUGGCCGCCUUGUGAGUCCAGUAACCAGCUGAGGCUCCCUCACGUGAGCAUGAUGCAGUCUGAUGCAGUCUGAUGCAGUCCUCCAUAACUGUCUGUCUGUAUCAAUUUACCGCCUUUGCCCUCAAAGCUUCCUCAGAGUGCUUGUUGUUAGGAUGCUGCUGUAAGGACGAAAUAUUCACCUCAUAUUUUUCUAAAUUAGGCCGGGCGUGUGAGGAGGAGUUUUAUCAUUAACCUCCUCACCUCCACUCUUCAUGGAGUGAAGAUCUGGGUGGACAUGUUUCUGUCUCUCUGGACCGAGUGUUGUUCCUGUUAAGCAGAAUUUAAAGUAUGGGGUUCAUUUAAGAAGAGAGGAUGUUUGUCUUAUUGGAGCUAGUUUGGACGGUGUCUUCCUCGUCUCCUUCACAUCCUCCAAUUCAGCCUGCAGCUGAGUCUGGAGCGCCUCACAUCCUCCGUUAUUUCUGCUUUUGUGUUUUACUGACAAGGUUUAUUAUUCCAUCAGAGUCUUUGCUUUUUACAGAGUCUGUUUUAUUUAGGGUGUAGCUCAGAAACAGGGUUCACUUCUGAAUACACAAAAGAACCCACUGAAACAAAUCAAACCAGGUCAUGAUCAGAUUUUAAUGCAGAAGUUUUCACAGCCAACAAAACUCCUCAUGUUCAGUUUGUACAGCUAAAUGGGUUAAGUGUUGUUGACUUUCCUCCUUUCUAUCUUUUCAAUUCCAUUUUUUAACUUCAUUACUUGUUUUGUUAUUUCUGUGAUUUGGCGUUUGAGAUUCAGAAAAGAACAAUAAAAACAUUUUACACUCUUUCCA